UCUUCGCUCCAGACGAUCUUUGGCGGUGACGCUCCGGAAGGAUGGGGCGGGCAGAGUGGGACCUGCGCCGGGAGAUUCGAGCCCUGUUCCCGCGGACCUGACUUUAUUGACACCGUUGCGUGGAGUGGAUGUCCACCACAAGCCCUCCACAGCCAGAGCAGCCUGAUUUGGAGCCAUGGUGCCGCCCGUCGUUGCAUUACCGAGCAGGAAUUGCGGCUCUUAAACCGUCACUUCUUCCAGGCAGAUGGAGGCAAUGGAGGUAGACUCCCCUGUGGAGAUACAGGAAGGAGGCAGCAGACGGCCACAGGCAGCUGUUGCAGGCCAGGCCGAGAAUGCCAACGCACCACUUGUCAUCUCAGACUCCGGCAGCAGUACCGAGGUGGAGGACGAAGAACAUGAUAACAAUGGGGGACAGGCGGCAGCUCGGCCACCUCCCAGGCUUCCCGCGACCUGGGCGUUUAGUCAGAGGGCAGUGAGCAGGACUGCAGCCACGCCAUCAGCAGCUCGGGGGGCACCCAUGCGGAGGAGAGUCAGGCAGGGCCUCAGAGUGCACUACCCCAGCCAGACGGCAGCACCUUCCAGAGGCUUCCCUGACUUUCUGCUGCGAGCGCCGGCUGCCAGCGUGGCUGAGCCAGAGUCCGGCAGCACCACAGAGGUCAGCGAGUCGGAUGAAGAGGAUGGAGCAGUGGAAGCGGGGGGGGAAGAGGGUGCCUCGGCUGCUGUGUUACCUGUUGACCCCGCCCCACCAACCAUUUCUCACCUCAACGCCUCCAUAUAUCACACGCAGCCACAGGAUGUCAGCUCAGCCAACCCCAGUUCAGCUGCAGAAAAUGAGAGGACAGAAAAUCGACAUCAGGGCGCCAAGUUGGCCUCGGAAACCUUGGCUUCCGUUCUGUCAUCUCUGAGUGAGGAGAGUGAAGGCGACAACUGCACCAUCUGCUUCGAGGCGUGGACGACGGCGGGCGAGCACAGGCUGUCCGCUCUGCGCUGUGGACAUCUCUUCGGCUACACCUGCAUCCAGCGCUGGCUGAAAGCUCAGGGUUCAGCCGCUAAAUGUCCACAGUGUAACAAGAAAGCGAAGCGUUCAGACAUCGUGCUGCUGUACGCUCCAAAGCUGAGAGCGCUGGACAACUCUGAGGAGGAGAGCUUAAAAAAGUCUCUGGAGCAGGAGCAGUCCCUCAGAAGGAAGGCUGAACUGGAGUCAGCUCAGUACAAACUCAAACUACAGGUCGUCACCAGCAGAUAUGGACAAGUAGAACAAGAGCUGCAGGAGCUGAGGUCUCUAAUGGCUCAGGCUGGUAGAAGCUCGGUUCCCUCUUCCUCCUCGGGGUCAGCCGUACUCCUCGGCCUUACUCAGAGGCAAGAGGGCUCCAGGAAGGCCCAAUACAGCUUCUCCAAGGCAAUUUUAGUGUCUCAGGCUGGAGGCUGUAGGGUUUUGUCAUACUGUGAACCUCUGAGUUGCCUGCUUGCCUCGCAGCCUUCCCCACAAGCCACAUUGGUGCCUGGUUGUGGGGUGAAGAAGGUGAGUGUGGUGAACAUGAAGGCGAGUCAGUACGUCCCCAUCCACAGUAAACAGAUCAGAGGUUUGUCCUUCAAUAGACAGAAUGACAGUCUGCUGCUGUCUGCUGCCCUGGACAACACAAUCAAACUGACCAGUCUGUUGACCAACACAGUGGUUCAGACCUAUAAUGCAGGCAAACCAGUGUGGAGCUGCUGCUGGUGUUUGGACAACAGUAACUACAUCUAUGCUGGUCUGAGCAACGGCUCGGUGCUCGUCUACGACACCAGAGACACCACCACACACGUCCAGGAGCUACAGCCGCUUCGCUCCAGGUGUCCAGUGGCAUCUCUUUGCUAUGUCCCGCGGGCAGCAUCCAGCUCGUUCCCCUGCGGCGGGUUGAUCGCAGGGUCUCUGGAGGGCGGGUGUUUCUGGGAGCAGGUCAGCGAGGCCACAUACAGACCCCAUGUCCUGCCGCUGGAGACAGCUGGCUGCACCGACAUCCAGGUGGAAACAGAAAGCCGUCACUGUCUGGUCACAUACAGGCCAGGACGUUCCAAUCCAUCUCUGCGCUGUGUCCUGAUGGCUCUGAACCGAACGCCUCAGCAGGACUCGAGUCAGCUGCCCAACUGCUCCUGCUCUCCUGUGCAGACGUUCAGCGCCGGCUCGUCCUGUAAACUGCUCACCAAGAAUGCCGUCUUCAAGAGUCCAGAUGGAGUAGGAACACUGGUCUGUGCCGGGGACGAGGCCUCAAACUCUACCAUGGUGUGGGACGCCAGCAGCGGCUCUCUGCUCCAAAAGCUUCCAGCCGACCUCCCCGUGUUGGACAUCAGUCCAUUUGCGAUGAACGGGGAGCACUUCCUGGCCUCGCUGACAGAAAAGAUGCUGAAGCUCUACAGGUGGGAGUGAACCAGGAAACAAGGACCAGACACAGUCCCACAGCACAAGGACAGAAUCUGACUGUGCUGGAAAUUGAAUGCUGCUAAACCUUUGUCUGCUUGUUUACACAUAAAACCAAACAAACUGGUUUCUGCAACUAUUGACAUUUGACCCGAGACAGAACGCCUCUGUCAGGUGUGUAUAGACACACUGAGGUUCUGCUGAACUGUGAUCCCAUACAAAGGAAUAUGUUUGUUAUAUUUAUACAAGUCUGAGGUCGAGUUAUUAAUAUUCUGCGUGUGUGUAUCGAUGUGUCUCUGUCCUGAGGUCCUGCAGUUUCCCAGUUUCAACACUGGAGCUGAUAAAGGUGAAGAUGGUGAUUUUCUCUUGGUGUCUCUCAGGUGUGUGUUGGUGUUUUGGUUUGAUCAUUGUGAUACUUUGGUAUCAGCCCUGCAGCUAAAGCACCGACUACAACUACAAA
This is a messenger RNA of Hippoglossus stenolepis (Pacific halibut), 2858 nucleotides long. It is a transcript of the gene rfwd3, whose product is annotated as ring finger and WD repeat domain 3. Gene Ontology annotation, cellular component: site of double-strand break; nucleus. Gene Ontology annotation, molecular function: protein binding; ubiquitin protein ligase activity. NCBI's taxonomy places the organism in Eukaryota, Metazoa, Chordata, Actinopteri, Pleuronectiformes, Pleuronectidae. Gene Ontology annotation, biological process: double-strand break repair via homologous recombination; interstrand cross-link repair; protein ubiquitination. The record is from RefSeq and is a predicted model, not a curated record. The transcript has 13 exons. The coding region runs from base 245 to 2407 and encodes 720 amino acids.